AUGUCGGCUGCAGCACGGUGCAGCAGCCUCCAUGCUGGUGUGCGGUUGCCAUCUGCUUUCCCAGGGCGAGCUGUGGACCCGCAGCAUCACGGCCAGCAGCAGCUCUUGCCGGCGCAGCGGCCGCAGCCACGCCACCGGCGCGCCGCCCCCCUGGUGGCAGCGGCCGAAGCCGCCUCGCUCGAGGAGCAGCAGCAGCAGCAGCAGCAGCCCGGCAGCAGCGAGAAUGGCGGGCAGCCGUCCACGUCUGGCAGGGGCGCCGCGCCGGCGCUGAAAGUGCGGGGCGCCAAGGUCGUGGUGCAGGAUAUGGUGAAGCACUUUGAGACGCGGCGGGGGCUGUUCAAAGCGGUCAACGGCGCCAGCGUGGACAUGGAGCCAGGCACGAUCACAGCGCUGCUGGGGCCCUCCGGCUCAGGCAAGACCACGCUGCUGCGGCUGAUAGCGGGGCUGGAGGAGCCGACCGCGGGGCGGGUGUUUUUUGACGGGGAGGACAUCACGGGGCGGUCGGUGCCAGACCGGGACCUCGGCUUUGUCUUCCAGGGCUAUGCGCUGUUCAAGCACAUGACUGUGGCCGACAACAUCACGUUUGGGCCGCGCAUGCGCAAGAUGGGGCUGGACCUGGAGGCCAAGGUGGAGGAGCUGCUGCAGCUGACGGAGCUGGAAGGGCUGGGCGGACGGUACCCGCCGCAGCUGUCUGGAGGCCAGAAGCAGCGCGUGGCGGUGGCGCGCGCCUUGGCCUGCAACCCGCGCCUGCUGCUGCUAGACGAGCCCUUUGGGGCGCUGGACCCGGUGGUCCGCAAGUCGCUGCGGCACGGCCUGCGUGACAUUGUGCGGCGCGUUGGCGUCACCACCAUCAUCGUCACGCAUGACCAGGAGGAGGCGUGGGACAUUGCCGACCACGUGGUCAUCUUCAACAAGGGCGCCAUCGAGCAGCAUGGCACGCCCGAGGAGGUGGCCAAGGAGCCGAUGUCUCCGUUUGUGAUGAACUUUGUCGGGGACGUGAGCCACGUGCCUGCCUCCUGCCAGCUUGUUCGCAAGAUGGGCUUCCACACCGACAAGCCUUUCGUAAUGGUCCGCCCCUCGGACAUCCGGUUGCGCACCAACUUUGAGGAAUGCCAGUCGUGUGCCCCCGCCACCGUGCACGACAAGGCGAACCUGGGCAAGUCGGUGCGCUACUACCUGCGCUUUGAUGACGACGUGGACGUGGACCUGACGGUGUCUCGCAAGGUGGACGAGGAGGUGUACGACCUGGGCGUGGGGCAACGCGUGUUUGUGCAGGUGCCGCCUGCUAAGAUGAUGGGCUUCGACUACUCCGACAUCGAUGCUACCUCGGCGGGCAUCUAG
Molecule: messenger RNA, 1341 nt
Organism: Chlorella variabilis
Lineage: Eukaryota; Viridiplantae; Chlorophyta; Trebouxiophyceae; Chlorellales; Chlorellaceae
Exons: 12
Coding region: 1-1341 (446 amino acids)
Biological process (GO): transmembrane transport
Cellular component (GO): ATP-binding cassette (ABC) transporter complex
Molecular function (GO): ATP hydrolysis activity; transmembrane transporter activity; ATP binding
Source: RefSeq, a predicted model, not a curated record